This is a messenger RNA of Trematomus bernacchii (emerald rockcod), 3788 nucleotides long. RefSeq names its product sorting nexin 29 (gene snx29). The record is from RefSeq and is a predicted model, not a curated record. Gene Ontology annotation, molecular function: phosphatidylinositol binding. NCBI's taxonomy places the organism in Eukaryota, Metazoa, Chordata, Actinopteri, Perciformes, Nototheniidae. The transcript is spliced from 21 exons. Bases 377 to 2872 code for a protein of 831 amino acids.
UCUGUCAGCGCGUUUCCCUUUUUUCGCAGUGCCACAGGCUGCUAACUAAAAACAGCUAGUUUCUCUUUUAAAAAACACCUCCUUUUUUUGACAGGUUGUUUAAUGGCUUAUAAACUAAACUCCGGCUUUUGCUUUUUACAUUUUGUCUGCUUCCCGGGCUUUGUACAACUCGUUCAUGUCAGCUUGUGGUAGACUCCCAGCAGGCCUCUCUGUUCACCGGGGGAUCAUCAGUCCUCACGCCGCCCUAGUGUGCUUGCGGCUCGGCCACAGAGGCGGCAUGGGCCCGGUGUUUCGCUAGCCUCUGGAUAAAAGCUGUCAAAUUGUGGAGGAAGUGUUUUAGCUUGGAUGCUACUGCUACCGGUGACUGGCUGUCACAAUGAACGGUCCUCAGCAGAGUGACUCUAAGAGGCAGCACCUCCUGGAGAGGCUGCUGGACGCUGUCAAACAGUGCCAAAUCAGAUUUGGAGGAAGGAAGGAGAUCGCCACGGACUCAGACAGCAGGGUGAUCUGUCUGUGUGCUCAGUUCGAGGCGGUGCUGCAGCACGGUCUGAGGAAGAGUCGAGGUCUCGCUCUGACCGCCGCCGCUCUGAAGCAGGCAGCGGGGUUCAGCUCCAAGACUGAAGCAGAGUUGACGUUCUGGUUCUAUGUGAAGGAGCACCUGAACCGCCACGAGCUGCAGCGGUUCCUCUCUCUGCGUCAGAUCAGCUGUGAGCUGGGCCGCGGCCGGGCCUGGCUGCGCUGCGCUCUGAACGAACACUCGCUGGAGAGAUACCUGCACACACUGCUGUCUGAGCGGCCGCGCCUGGGAACUUAUUAUGAAGACUGGGCUUUUAUUCUGGAUGAAGAGAGAGCCAGCAUGCUGCCCACCAUGGCUGCAGGUCUGAACUCCAUCCUGUUCGCCAUCAACAUCGACAACACGGACCUGAACGGGGGGGUGGUGCGGGGGGGCGGCUCCUCGGUGUCCGACCUCCUGAAGGAGUCGACGCAGGGCAUCGGCAGCCUGUGGAAGGAGUCGACUCAGGGGGUGAGCUCUCUGCUGAGAGAGAUCAGCACCCCCCGGGGGGAGGGGGACCCGCUGCCCGUCCUGCCCCGCAGCAGCUCUGCUGACUCCGGGCUGAGGAAGGAGCGGCGGAGGAAAAAGAAAAUCACCAACAUCAUUUCCUUUGAUGACGAUCUGGACGGAGGAGCUGAGGAUGAGGAGGAGGGAGAGGAAGAGCUCCAGAAAGUGAUGAGGAAGAGUUUCAUCACUCCGGCUCAGAGCAGCGUGGAGGAGGGCGUGGAUCCUUUAGAGCCCGAAUUCUCCGAGUCCCCGGCCCAGAACGGCCUCUCUGAGCCGGGCAUCGUGAGCUGGGUGGGGUCCCCUCAUCCCUGCCGCACUCCCCCCCUCACUGCCUCCCCUCCUCUGCCCGACAGGAAGAGUAUAGACAACGAGGAAGAGGAGGAGGAGGAAGAGGAGGAGGAGGAAGAGGAGGAGAUGUACAAACGCAGAGCACAGUCACAGGAGGAGGAGAGGAGGAGCUCUGAUCAGCUGGUGGUGGGCAGUCUGUCCAGUGUCUCCACAUGGAGCCCCCUGCAGGUGAAGAAGACGCAGCCAAUCAGCGCCGACAUCCUCAUCCCUCUGAACCCUGCACACUCUCAGACAGUGAGUCCUGCGGAAGACAGAGCUGCCUUUCCUGCUCAGAGUGACUCAGCAGGACGGGGGGGAAACUGUGAGAGCGACACACCGCUGCUAACAUUCGAUCUGGAGUCCAGUCCUCCAGCGGAGUCUGCUCCUCUCUCCAGCACGAUGCCGACAUCCAGCCUGCCAGAGUCCAUGACAGUCGUGGAGCUUCGCCAGGCCAUCGUCGCCAUGAUGAACAGGAAGGACGAGCUGGAGGAACAAAACACGUCUCUGCGCGGUCUUCUGGACGGAGAGAUGGAGCACUCGGCCGGCCUCAGGCAGGAAACUGAUCUUCUGAAGAAGAAGCUCUCGGAGCUGGAGGAGAGACACAGCACCAAGGUGCAGGCGCUCGCCAGGGAGAACGAGGUCCUGAAGGUCCAGUUGAAGAAGUACGUGGGGGCGGUGCAGAUGCUGAAGAGAGAGGGCAGCCAGGGCAAUGACGCUCUGUGUGUGUUGCAGUCGAGUGAAGAGCAGGCCCCCGUCCCGCAGAAUAAAUCCAUGGAGGACAUCGAGGAGCUGGCCGCCAGCUACGAGCGCAAACUCAUAGAGGUGGCCGAGAUGCACGGUGAGCUGAUAGAGUUUAAUGAGCGCCUGUACCGCUCCCUCAUGUCCAAAGACCACCUCAUCGUCCAGAUGAGACAGGAACUCAUUGACCUGAGAGGCCCGGUUCCAGGUGAUUUAAGCCAGACGUCAGAUGACCCCAGCCUGUCAGAUUUUGAGACGGCUCAUCGGGCUCUCAUCAACGUUUGGAUCCCUUCUGUGUUCCUGCAGGGCCGCGCUGCAAACGCCUACCACGUCUACCAGGUGUACAUCCGGAUCCUGGAUAACGAGUGGAACGUGUACCGGCGUUACACCGAGUUCAGAGAGCUCCACAACCACCUGCGGACCCAGUUUCCACAGGUGGACACCUUCAACUUCCCCCCCAAGAAAGCCAUAGGGAACAAGGAUGCCAAGUUUGUGGAGGAGAGGAGGAAGCAGCUGCAGGGCUACCUUCGCAUGGUGAUGAACAAACUGAUCCAGACGCUGCCGGAGUUCACAGCUCGGCCCACCAAAGAGACCCUGCUGUCUCUGCUGCCUUUCUGUCUAGACACGCCACAGGCCAACGACGGAGGAGCCAAAACGCCUCGCUCCAAAACGUCUUCUCGCUUCCCCCGACUGGGCCGCAGCCGCAACCCGGAGACCAGAACGGACCCUCAGAGCGGCGACCUUUAACCCCUGGAGCCUGUGGACUAAUUAUCUGUCACUUCAUAGAUGAGAGCAGCGCUACGUCAAUGCCUGGCGAAAUUCCUGCCCCGCUUACUUUCGGGUGAAAACAAAGCAUGAGUGCGAAGUGGAAACAUAUACUUUGAUCUUGUCUAAAAGCUUACAGGAUGUAAAGGAUUACAAAUUAGGGUUUUCUUACUUUCUUACCUUUUAAAAGGACAGUAAAAUAUGUGGCUUCAGGCUCCACAGAGAGGACGAAAAACGUAAUUAAAGGGAUCCGGUCAGUCAAUACGUGUAAGUCUGUGGGAAAUACCUAAACACGGCUAAAUUAUGUUCCCCUAUUUGUUUAAAUUAAACCAUAAAUCAACGCGUUGAUCGAUCUUAAAGGACAUUGUGUAAUUGUUUGCCUAACUAACAUAUUUGGGCUCCAUGUAUACAAAAAAGCACGGUUUUCUUAAAUGUUUGAUCUGAUUGGAGAAAAGAGGAAUCUGUAUUUACUGCCAGGGAAAUGACAGCGAAUUUUCACCCAAAAAGGGGCGGGGCCACAUGGGUUGCUCUCAUCUAUUGGCUGAGGACGACGUUUCCUGUGUGGAAGUCUAACGGACCUUCAAAGUGUCACGAUACAAGGACUCAUUCGAGGAAAGGAGACGGGACUCUCUGUGAGAUAAAUGUAUAUUUGUGUGCAUCGCUGGGUGAGUGUAGGACAAAUGACCCAAUCACACACCUCUUACCUCACUGAGAGACAGAGACUCUGUAAACUGCACACAAACUAACCUGGACGGCUCUUCUCAAACACAAUGAGGUGACAGAAAUGUGUUUUUUUUUUUUUUGUGUGAAAGUGUUACAGUCAUAGUGCCUGCAUUGCUUUGUAGCUGCUCUCCUGAUAGGGAGAGGGAGAGGGAGAGGUGGGUAUAUUAAAGUAUUA